Messenger RNA from Porites evermanni, 522 nucleotides. The record is from the annotation of a GenBank genome assembly. Lineage: Eukaryota; Metazoa; Cnidaria; Anthozoa; Scleractinia; Poritidae.
AUGGAAGCAACAACUUAUUCCUUUCGAUCUUGUAUUCGAGGCUACCAUGUGUAUAAGGAUAUAUGGGAUUCAGUUGUUGGUGAAGUUCUGGAUUGCGAGGUAAGACGUGUUUAACAAUGUCAAAUGUAGAGAACAGAACGUUGGCGAUAAAAACAAACCCCUUAGUUCUUUGAAAAUUUGGCGUUACAGUAUUGAUGAAUGAAUUGAUCUCCGCAACACGCGUGUUUUUUUACGCAGCACGAGCCUGAUAACCCACACGACACCCAUGCUGUUGCCGUUAAACGGGUUCAAGAUCAAGGAGGCAUGCAGCAGAUCGUAGGUCAUGUGCCAUUGACACUGUCACGUGUAUUUCACUUGUUCUUAAAACACGGAGGACAAAUCUCAGUGGAAGUGACUGGUAAACGGAGAAACAAGGGCAUUGGACUAGAAAUUCCGGCUACUUAUUUGUUUUAUCACAAGAAGCCUUCGAAAGUGAAGAAGUUAAUAGAAUUAAUAAGAGACAAAGAAGAGAGCAGAAGUUAA